This is a messenger RNA of Lycium ferocissimum, 754 nucleotides long. RefSeq names its product SUMO-conjugating enzyme UBC9-like. The transcript has 4 exons. Gene Ontology annotation, biological process: protein polyubiquitination. The coding region runs from base 69 to 515 and encodes 148 amino acids. Gene Ontology annotation, molecular function: ubiquitin conjugating enzyme activity. NCBI's taxonomy places the organism in Eukaryota, Viridiplantae, Streptophyta, Magnoliopsida, Solanales, Solanaceae. Gene Ontology annotation, cellular component: nucleus. The record is from RefSeq and is a predicted model, not a curated record.
AUUCAUUUUUUUAUUUUAAUAAUAUAUGUAGGUGAUUUUAUGUUGUUUAAUUUGAUUGUUGUUAGAGGAUGGCGUCGAAGCGAAUUCUGAAAGAGCUAAAGGAUCUUCAGAAAGAUCCUCCUACUUCUUGCAGCGCUGGUCCGGUUGGCGAAGAUAUGUUUCACUGGCAAGCAACACUUAUGGGUCCACCUGACAGUCCCUAUACCGGUGGACUGUUUCUCAUUACCAUUCAUUUUCCACCUGAUUAUCCAUUUAAGCCACCCAAGGUAGCUUUUAGGACAAAGGUUUUCCACCCAAACAUCAACAGCAAUGGUAGCAUUUGCCUUGACAUUCUGAAGGAACAGUGGAGCCCAGCGCUUACAAUCUCCAAGGUGUUGCUGUCGAUCUGUUCACUGCUGACUGACCCUAAUCCCGAUGAUCCUUUGGUGCCGGAGAUUGCUCACAUGUACAAGACUGACAGAAACAAGUAUGAGACAACUGCUCGGAGCUGGACCCAAAAGUAUGCCAUGGGUUAGUUGCUGUGCCUUUGUGUCUGGAGGGUCUCCUUUCCCUCUGUGUUUUUGGGCAUUAUCAGUAAUGUGUUAAGAAAUGAGGUGCUUCUUAUGCAUUAUCAGUUCAAGAGGAAAGGUUGUGUUGUUACCUCUUGAAACACUUAAAUUCUGUCUUUUUGGUUUGUAAGAUUCUAACGGCUAUGUAACUCUAUGGAUGGGUUAAAAUUAAGCUGUUUGGCACUUUGCAUAUGCUUUUGGUGAUC